AGAAACUAGUUUGUUGGCGGCGCCUCGGCGGUACCGCAGCGGCAGCGUUUGGGUUGUGGCGAGCGGCGGCGGGGCCUGCGGAGCUCGCGCGGGCGGCCGGGGGGCGUCUCUGAGGCGGCGGCGGCGGGGAGCGCCUGCGGCGCAUCAGCUUGACAGCCUGGAGAAGAACAGCGCUUCUGGAGAACAGGGAGAAAGAAAUUGACUACCAGCUGGUGCACCAUGUCGGUCAGCGUCCACGAGACCCGCAAGUCGCGGAGCAGCACAGGCUCCAUGAACGUCACCCUCUUCCACAAGGCCUCCCACCCGGACUGUGUGCUGGCCCACCUCAACACGCUACGCAAGCACUGCAUGUUCACCGACGUCACGCUCUGGGCGGGCGACCGUGCCUUCCCCUGUCACCGUGCCGUGCUGGCCGCCUCCAGCCGCUACUUUGAGGCCAUGUUCAGCCAUGGCCUGCGGGAGAGCCGGGACGACACUGUCAACUUCCAGGACAACCUGCACCCAGAGGUGCUGGAGCUGCUGCUGGACUUUGCCUACUCCUCACGCAUCGCCAUCAACGAGGAGAACGCCGAGUCGCUGCUGGAGGCGGGCGACAUGCUGCAGUUCCAUGACGUGCGGGAUGCCGCCGCCGAGUUCCUGGAGAAGAACCUCUUCCCCUCCAACUGCCUGGCCAUGAUGCUGCUCUCGGACGCCCACCAGUGCCGCCGGCUGUACGAGUUCUCAUGGCGCAUGUGCCUGGUGCACUUCGAGACGGUGCGGCAGAGCGAGGACUUCAACAGCCUGUCCAAGGACACGCUGCUGGACCUCAUCUCCAGUGAUGAGCUGGAGACCGAGGACGAGCGGGUGGUCUUCGAGGCCAUCCUCCAGUGGGUGAAGCACGACCUGGAGCCGCGGAAGGCCCACCUGCCCGAGCUCCUCCGCAGCGUGCGGCUGGCGCUGCUGCCGUCAGACUGCCUGCAGGAGGCCGUCUCCAGCGAGGCCCUCCUCAUGGCGGAUGAGCGCACCAAGCUCAUCCUAGACGAGGCCCUGCGCUGCAAGACCAGGAUCCUGCAGAACGACGGCGUGGUCACCAGCCCCUGUGCCCGGCCACGCAAGGCGGGCCACACGCUGCUCAUCCUUGGGGGCCAGACCUUCAUGUGCGACAAGAUCUACCAGGUGGACCACAAGGCCAAAGAGAUCAUCCCCAAGGCUGACCUGCCCAGCCCCCGGAAGGAGUUCAGCGCCUCGGCGAUCGGCUGCAAGGUCUAUGUGACAGGGGGUAGGGGCUCCGAGAACGGGGUCUCCAAGGACGUCUGGGUGUACGACACUGUACAUGAGGAGUGGUCCAAGGCGGCGCCCAUGCUGAUUGCCCGCUUUGGCCACGGCUCAGCUGAGCUGGAGAACUGCUUGUAUGUGGUAGGGGGACACACGUCCCUGGCAGGUGUCUUCCCGGCCUCACCUUCGGUCUCCCUGAAGCAAGUGGAGAAAUACGACCCUGGGGCCAACAAGUGGAUGAUGGUGGCCCCCUUGAGGGAUGGCGUCAGCAAUGCUGCAGUGGUGAGUGCCAAGCUGAAGCUCUUUGUUUUUGGAGGAACCAGCAUCCACCGGGACAUGGUGUCCAAAGUCCAGUGCUAUGACCCCUCAGAGAACAGGUGGAUGAUCAAGGCUGAGUGCCCCCAGCCUUGGCGGUACACAGCCGCCGCUGUCCUGGGCAGCCAGAUCUUCAUCAUGGGGGGUGACACGGAAUUCACGGCUGCCUCGGCCUACCGCUUUGACUGUGAGACCAACCAGUGGACACGGAUUGGGGACAUGACCGCCAAGCGCAUGUCCUGCCACGCCCUGGCUUCCGGCAACAAGCUCUAUGUGGUCGGGGGCUACUUUGGGACCCAGAGGUGUAAGACCCUGGACUGCUAUGACCCCACUUCAGAUACAUGGAACUGCAUUACCACGGUGCCCUACUCACUCAUCCCCACAGCCUUUGUCAGCACCUGGAAGCACCUGCCUGCGUGAGGAGCCCUGCCGAGCCCAGCCAGACUGCGGCCCUCAGUGUCACAACGUGGCCUUGGCUUGUCUGCCACAGCGGGAGCUCAGCCAGCCCUGGGCCAGCACUCCGAGAGGUGGAAGGGGCUCCGCCACCUCUGGGGAGCAGCAGCCUUCAGCUGUUCUGAGCUUGAGGCAAGAGAAGAGAAGCAUCUCUUGCAUCUGUGCUCCCGGGGGCCUUUUCAGCUUUGCAGUGGUUCGUGGGAAGAGAUUCCUCCCAGAGGGGCAUAGACUGCCACCAGGACUGACCCUGGCCUCGCAGAGAAGGACACUUGCAAGCCUUGAGAUUACCUUUUUGGCAGGUCCUGGACUGGGGCCGGGCAAGGAGGAGCCCUGCAUGGGCUUCAGGGCCCGCGGCACUGCCGGCACAGCCCGCUCCUCCCGGCCCACCCUGCUGGGGCUGGAUUACCAUCUGUAGAUGGUGUCCCAGGCAUGGGAAACCAGGUCUCAGGUUGAGACCAGAAAGGUGAUGAGAAGAGAACCCGGGACAGAUUUUAUAAGGGGCAGAAAUUCUGCAGGGGGCCUCAGUGACGUCCACAAGGCCUUAUUAGCAAGGGACACCCAGACCUCCAAGGUCUGCAGAGCCCUCCCACAAAGCUGUAAGUCCCAGCCCACCCACUCAGGGCCUUGACCAGUGUCGUGGCCCGGUGGGGACACAUGCUCGUGCCCACUCACCGGAGCUGGGCCUGUGGCAGAGUCAAGGUUCCAAGUACCCUCGGGGACCUCCCCUCAGAGCCCACCCUGAGAGGCAGCAGUGACUCCCAUCGCUGCUGCCAGCAGCACUGGGGGCUCCUUCUCAGCAGACCGCGCCAAGACCAGGAGCAGCUGCAAGUUGGAGACAGCAGAGAGACCCUAGGGUGUGCCCUGCAGAUGGCACGAGGGCCACAUCCGUCUCGUGUGGAGGACAGUGGCGGCCUCAUCCUCCUCUUUGGUCUUGGGCCCUGUCUGCUCCCUGAGCUCCAGGAUAAGAACGGCCCCGAGAGACCUGCCGAACACUCUUCAUUGCUGUCACCUCCUCAGUCACUGGGGUCCCUCACACCUGGGCCGUGGGGAGGUUGGCGCCUGUCAGUGACUAUCCUCACGCCUCUUGUCUACUCCAAGCCACCAUUUGAGGGGGCGGAGGUGUUGGUGUCCUGGCAGGGGGCUGGGCAGGGUGUCCACACCUGUGGCUUCUCAGGCAUCUGCAGUGUGAACACUGCUUGGCUGGCUCAGGAUUAGGGCAGCAGUGGGGGCUGUGCCAGAAAGCAGUUACUUAAGCAGCCCCGACUGUCCCCAUGCCUUGGUGUGGGUCCUGGAGGCCUCUUGGGGAGUGGGACCUUUGGGCAGGGUUUGCCCACUGAUGCACUUCUGCUGUGGGGCGCAGGUUACGUGGGACCCUUGGACCCUAUAGACCCAGCAGACCCCACCUGAAGACCCUUGGCUGUGGUCCCAGGGCAUGGCUCUGCUG
This is a messenger RNA of Saimiri boliviensis boliviensis (Bolivian squirrel monkey), 3466 nucleotides long. It is a transcript of the gene KLHL25, whose product is annotated as kelch like family member 25. The record is from RefSeq and is a predicted model, not a curated record. NCBI's taxonomy places the organism in Eukaryota, Metazoa, Chordata, Mammalia, Primates, Cebidae. Gene Ontology annotation, biological process: ubiquitin-dependent protein catabolic process. Gene Ontology annotation, molecular function: protein binding. Gene Ontology annotation, cellular component: Cul3-RING ubiquitin ligase complex; cytoplasm.